Molecule: messenger RNA, 318 nt
Organism: Adineta steineri
Lineage: Eukaryota; Metazoa; Rotifera; Eurotatoria; Adinetida; Adinetidae
Source: the annotation of a GenBank genome assembly
AUGAGCGUAUUACUCAGUUCAAGCACUGGUUGUUCAUGUGAACCUACCCUCUAUAUUGAUUCAUUUCCACAACGAGUAAGUCAAAAAGUUGUACAAGUCAAAUCCAAUCAUUCUAAUGAACACAAACACCAAGUUAAAUCAAGUCAAGCCAAGAGCUUGGAAAAUAAAUUUUCAAUACAAAUUCCUUUACAUAAUGGUGUUUUAAAACUCAAGUCAAGCCAAGUGAAAAACUCAGCAAAUAAUGUUAAUGUCAAAUCAAGCCAUGCCUCAGGUGCAUCCGAUGCAGUUCAAGUUAAUAAUGAGUGGGCAUUAAUCUAA